Messenger RNA from Pararge aegeria (speckled wood butterfly), 757 nucleotides. It is a transcript of the gene fabp, whose product is annotated as sodium/calcium exchanger regulatory protein 1. Gene Ontology annotation, molecular function: fatty acid binding. Lineage: Eukaryota; Metazoa; Arthropoda; Insecta; Lepidoptera; Nymphalidae. The record is from RefSeq and is a predicted model, not a curated record. Bases 95 to 493 code for a protein of 132 amino acids. The transcript is spliced from 4 exons. Gene Ontology annotation, biological process: fatty acid transport. Gene Ontology annotation, cellular component: nucleus; cytosol.
CGCCAACAUUCAUAUUUCAUUCUAGCUUUAGCCGGUAGCGCGAGAACACAUUUCAUUUCCUCUCGUUUUACUCAAUAAAUAUUAAUUAAAAAACAUGGACUUCGUUGGCAAGAAAUACAAGAUGGUCUCCUCGGAGAACUUCGACGAGUUCAUGAAGGCAAUCGGUGUCGGCCUCAUCACCCGUAAAACAGCCAACGCUGUGACCCCAUCAGUGGAGCUGAAACAAGAAGGGGACACGUAUACCCUGGUGACGUCAUCCACCUUCAAGACCACGGAGAUCAAGUUCAAGCCCGGUGAAGAGUUCGAUGAAGAGCGCGCGGAUGGUGCCAAGGUGAAAUCCGUGUGCACUAUUGACGCCAACACCCUCAAGCAGACGCAGACGGCUGCCGACGGUAUCGUUGUCAACUACGUCAGGGAGUUCGGACCCGAAGAGCUUAAGGCUACCAUGACUGCAAACGGCGUCACCUGCACUAGAGUAUACAAAGUACUAUAAGCUAAGCAUCAUGAGACUGCUGGGCUGAGCCCACUACUAUGUCCUAUUAUUUCAUAUGAUAUACCCAAUAAACACAACUAUUUUCAUAAAUUAGGUUUACUUCAAAAGCGCACACGCGAUUUUGGACUGUAUGCGAAACAUCUUAGGGUUUGAUUUGCGAGGUUCUCGUAUUACCAAAGUUAGUGUAUGAAUGGGAAAUGCUAAACGUUACAUCUGUUGUAUAAGUUUUUAGUGCAUAUUUAAAUAAAGUUCUUUUUUACUUUA